Colletotrichum godetiae is the source of this 741-nucleotide messenger RNA. RefSeq lists its product as uncharacterized. The annotation marks the transcript as partial. Lineage: Eukaryota; Fungi; Ascomycota; Sordariomycetes; Glomerellales; Glomerellaceae. The transcript has 3 exons. The record is from RefSeq and is a predicted model, not a curated record.
GACCUGGCGAAUCUAGAUCUCUCAGAGGAGAUAAAGCCACCCACAUUCCACCUCUUCAAGGACCUCCCCACCGAAAUCCGCCUCAAGGUAUGGCGUCUCGCAGCACCCAAGCCCGCCGUUGCUGAGCGCAUGCCCAACAACUUGACCAUGUCCUAUGGUCUCCAGCGUCCUGUCCCAGCGCUCCUGCAGGUUUGCCAGGAAUCUCGCACUGAGAUGCUCUACGACCCUGAGAACCCGCGUGGUUUGAGAGAUGACCAGUAUGAGAUGAUGUAUCUCUCGCCUGGACACCGAGCGCAGGGUAAGGGCGUGUAUAUGAAUUAUCGUGAUGAUACGCUGUUCAUGUACAGAGGUCCCUCUCAAUCAAUCAUGCCCUCUGCACACUGCUUCGCUAACCUUCGCCACCUGGCCAUGGAAUGGGGCCUCCGCCCCUGCUGGGUGCAGAGCCACUGCAACGAGGGCGUCCGUCUCCUUCGGCAGUUCCCCAGCCUCAAGACGUUCACGCUCCUCGUCAGCUUCAAGAUCUACAAUGAGCUGCCCUUGGGAGAGUCUGGCAGCAAGCACCGCGAGCAGACGCAGAAGCGUCGGGCUCUCAAUGAGAUCAAGACUUGGGUUCUGGACGCUAUUGACCAGGCUUUAGAGCGAGACGAUAGUGCUUUCGCUGCUGCCGUUGCCAGGGCUGGUGCCAACAACAACACCAAUGUCAGAGUCGUCCCGAAGACAAAGUACUGGACCAUGCCGGCG